AUGACAAAUACUAUAACUGUUAAUCAGUCAUCGACGAAUAGUUCAAUCAGUGACAAGGAUGGUGACCAAAAUAUUUCAAAAGUUUCAUUAAGCACUGUUCUAUCAAUUGCCUUAUUUCAGAAACCAUAUGAUAGGCACUUUAUUUUAUAUAUGGAGAAUUCAAUAUUAAAUUUCCUUAAUUCAAGGGCCCAAUCUAUGGAAUUAGAGCCAAUGAACUCAUAUUACAGAUUACUUUCAUACCAGGUUGCAGAUUACCACAAUUUAAAACAUAAUUUAUUAAGUAACAAUAACUCGAUAAUUGUAUAUAAAAGUGAUAAAUUGGUAUUGAACAAUGUUAACCCAUUAUUGCAGCAUCUAGAACCUUCGAUGAUUAAAAUAUUUGAGCUACCUGAGCAGAAUAAUAAGUAUGUGACUGACGAUACCAUUAUUCAGGAAAUGAACGGAAGUAAAAUUAAGGUAAAUAACCUUAAAAUUGUUGACGAAAAAAAUACAGGUUCUAAGAAGUACAAGAUUUUGAAAAAGGAGCAUUCAGAUUGUGAUGCAAAUAUCGAUAGCAACAGUAAUGAUGACAAUGAUCUAUCAACUUCAUUUGAUAGUAAUAAUGAGAGAAAAAGAGUGAUAGAUGUUGAAAAAGAAAGAUUGAAAAGAGAAGAAUUCUAUGAGGAACGUAAGAGGUCCAUCUAUGAGGAUGACGAUAAUAUGCACAAUGAUGAAGUUGAAGAAAAUGAAGGAAAGAAAAAAUCUUUCGAAUCCCCAAAGUCUCCACCAUAUCAUGAACCUUCUAAAAAAAAUGAAAAUAGCGACAUUUUUCAGGACGACUUUCCUCAUCCUAACGAUUUUGAAACAUCAAGGUAUAAUAUAGAUAGGCAGAAAGCUGAAUAUAAAUAUUCAAAAAAAAGACAAUAUCAACCUCAUAAAAAUGGUUAUAAAAAUCAUAGCAAAUAUUCAGCAAAUCAAAAUAAUUUUAAUGGAUAUGGUGAUUACAUGAGCAACAUUAAUUUUGUUAAUGAACAUAAUUUCAAAAAAUUUCAAUAUAAUCCGUACACAAUGAAUUCUAAUAUGCCUGAGAUGCAAUACAGCACGUACCCUUUUAUUCCACAAGUUAAUCAACAGGCAGUUAAACUGGAUAAUUCACUUUCUUCUCCAUAUAUGAUGGCUUAUAAUCAACCACCAUAUGGUUCAAUGGCUCCUAAUGUUGUGAAUAAUAUACCAAUUCAAGAUCCUGCAUUGAUGAGUUAUGAUGCAUAUAAUCAACCUUAUUACUAUAACUACAAUGCAUAUUACAACCCAAUGUUUCAGAAUAAUCAAUCUGAAAUUAAGGGACCUAACAAAUAUAAACACAGAAAUUAUAAAGAAUCCAACGGUAAGCUAAAUUAUAAAGAAAAAUGUAUGCAUAAGAACGGUAAUGAAGGUAAUUGUAAAUCUGAACCUACAGUUCAUCUUGAUGUAGAUGAGACUAAAUCAAUUGAAAAGAAUUUAGAAGGUCUUUCAAUAAAGGAUGAAGAAUAA
This is a messenger RNA of Tetrapisispora phaffii CBS 4417, 1509 nucleotides long. RefSeq names its product Rbs1p (gene RBS1). The record is from RefSeq and is a predicted model, not a curated record. The transcript has a single exon. Gene Ontology annotation, biological process: galactose metabolic process. Bases 1 to 1509 code for a protein of 502 amino acids. Gene Ontology annotation, molecular function: nucleic acid binding. Lineage: Eukaryota; Fungi; Ascomycota; Saccharomycetes; Saccharomycetales; Saccharomycetaceae.